GCAAAAAAUGGAGCUGAGUUGGAGCGAGGCAGCUGAAGAAGCUGAUGUCGGUUAGCAAGAGAAACUGGAUCGUUUAACACCGAUACCCCCGAAACAACACCACCGAGAUUAACGGCGAAUCGUUACAGGAACGAGCAACAAUCUGGGACUCAAUUAGAUGGUGUGGUCAUGGCGGAGCGGCGGGUGGAGUGCGCAUGGAAGAGACACAUCUCAGAGCAGCUGAAGCUCAGAGACCGAGUGCAGAGACAGGCCUUCGAGGAGAUUGUCCACCAGUACAACCGUCUGCUGGAGAAGUCAGACCUGCAGGCUGUUCUGUCAGAGAGAUAUCAGACUGACAAGUAUGACAUCCAGCGAGGACAUGAGACCAGCUCAGGUGCAGACUCAAGUCGAAGUGACGCCCUGCAGCAGGAAAUGGCUCAGAUGAGAAUCAAACACCAGGAGGAGCUGACGGAGCUGCACAAGAAACGAGGAGAGCUGGCCCAGAGUGUGAUCGAACUGAACAACCAGAUUCAACAGAAAGACAAAGAGAUCCAGAGCAACGAGGCCAAGAUGUUGGAGUACCAGCAGCAGAUUACCAACCUGGAGGGGGACUGUCGGGACCUGAGGAGCUGCCUGCAGGACCUGGAGAGGGCAAACCAGACCCUGAAGGACGAGUACGAUGCCCUGCAGAUCACCUUCUCCGCUCUGGAGGAGAAGCUGAGGAAGACCACAGAGGACAACCAGGAGCUGGUGUCCCGCUGGAUGGCUGAGAAGGCUCAGGAGGCCAACAAGCUCAACGCCGAGAAUGAGAAGGACAGCAGACGCAGACAGGCUAAACUGCAGAAGGAACUGGCUGACGCUGCCAAAGAGCCUCUGCCCGUCGACCCGGACGACGACAUCGAGGUUCUGGCUGAAGAUGGAGGGAAGGGGGGAGGAGAGACGUCCCCUAACAGACCACUCAGCAGAACUCCCAGUAAGAAAAUUUCCCAGCCUCCUCCUGGUGGUCUGCUGGACUCCAUCUCAAGCAUAUUUGGCGUGUCUGAGUGUGUUCAGCCUGGACUCGUCCCACCGCACUCCAGGCGUCGAACUGCCAACUCUUUCAGCUCUUCACCUGAAAACACAGAAACCCCUUCAGGAGUGUGUGCAGAGGUUAGAGUCCCAUCGACGGCGCUGCACGUGUUUGAUGCCCACGAUGGCGAGGUGAAUGCAGUGAGGUUCAGCCCCGGUUCUCGUCUCCUAGCAACAGGGGGGAUGGACCGCAGAGUGAAGCUGUGGGAGGUCAUUGCUGGUCGCUGUGAGCCUAAAGGAGCUCUGACCGGCAGUAACGCUGGAAUCACCAGCAUUGAGUUUGACAGCGCUGGAUCGUACCUGUUGGCUGCCUCUAAUGACUUUGCAAGUCGGAUCUGGACUGUAGACGACUACAGACUGAGGCACACCUUGACAGGUCACAGUGGGAAGGUGCUGUCAGCUCGCUUCCUAUUGGACAACGCUCGGAUUGUAUCUGGGAGCUACGAUCGAACGCUCAAACUGUGGGACCUCCGCAGCAAAGUCUGUAUGAAGACAGUGUUUGCUGGUUCCAGUUGUAAUGACAUUGUGUGCACGGAGCAGUGCGUCAUGAGCGGACACUUCGAUAAGAAAGUUCGAUUCUGGGAUAUCAGAGCGGAGAGUAUCGUCCGGGAGCUGGAGCUGCUGGGCAGAGUGACGUCUCUGGACCUGAACCAUGACCGCACCGAGCUGCUUACGUGCUCCAGAGACGAUUUGGUGAAGAUCAUCGACCUGCGCACCAACGCUGUCAGACAGACUUUUAAUGCUCAGGGCUUCAAAUGUGGAGCAGACUGGACCAGAGUCACCUUCAGUCCUGAUGGAAGCUAUGUUGCUGGAGGAUCCGCUGAUGGAGCCCUGUACGUCUGGAACGUCCUGACGGGGAAAGUGGACCGAACUCUGGACCGAAACCAUAACUCUGCCAUCAACUCAGUGUCCUGGUCGCCUUCAGGGGCGUACGUCGCUAGUGUGGAGAAAGGCAGCAAGGCCAUCCUGUGGUCUGACAUGUGAUUGGCUGAAGGGUGAGACAGCCUGAUGACGUGGAGUCGGACACUGAGGAGGACCGUCCACCGGACGAGUUUGUGUUUUGGACGAUGGUGGAGCUCCUCUGUCGUUGAACUCAUCAGAUGAUAGACUGAAUCGGGCGUAUAUCCAGCUGCUCGUUGUUCUGCCUUCAAGUCGACACGUUGAACAUAAAAACAGCUUCAAUCUCAUGUUUACGUUUUAUCUUUUUCGGGUGCAUUCAGAAGCUAUUGAUGUUCCAGAAAAGCAAACUGCCGUCACAAAGUUGAAAACUUGAUCCAGCCUGAAGUAAAAGGAUUGAAGAGUCAGUGAAGUGUUGAGCAGGAACAGAGUAUGCACCUGAAAGAUGAAUGAAAACACCACUCCACUAAUGUGUGUCUGUGUCUGCACAACCAGAAUAAAGUCAGAAAAAUAUCUGGA
Messenger RNA from Chelmon rostratus (copperband butterflyfish), 2463 nucleotides. It is a transcript of the gene atg16l1, whose product is annotated as ATG16 autophagy related 16-like 1 (S. cerevisiae). Gene Ontology annotation, molecular function: protein binding. The record is from RefSeq and is a predicted model, not a curated record. Gene Ontology annotation, cellular component: autophagosome membrane. Bases 169 to 2031 code for a protein of 620 amino acids. NCBI's taxonomy places the organism in Eukaryota, Metazoa, Chordata, Actinopteri, Chaetodontiformes, Chaetodontidae. The transcript has 21 exons. Gene Ontology annotation, biological process: negative stranded viral RNA replication; autophagosome assembly.